AGUCUCUCGUCACGAGUCAAGCGCGACAGUUCGGCGAGUGAGGGAGCUGGAGCAACCAGCUGACGGAAUUUCAUAAUAAAGCUAAAAGGCAAAAAAAUAACAAAAAAGAAGAAUGAUUGCGCAAAGUGUAAUCGGUAAACUGCGUCCAUGCGUUGUUGCGCGUCGCCUGGCCAGCAGCAAAGCGAGCGCAGCAAAAUUCAAUUGGCAAGAUCCAUUGAAUUUGGAGAGUCAGUUAACGGAGGAAGAAGUGUCCAUUCGGGAUGCCUUCCGUGGCUAUUGCCAAUCGGAACUGUUGCCGCGCGUAAAGAUAGCCAAUCGAUUGGAACAAUUCGAUAAGAAGAUCAUGGAAGAGAUUGGUAGUCUUGGCGUAUUGGGCUGCACACUGCAGGGCUAUGGCUGUGCAGGCGUCUCCAGUGUUGCAUACGGACUGCUCACACGCGAAGUGGAACGUAUUGAUUCCGCCUAUCGUUCCGCGGUCAGCGUGCAAAGUUCUCUGGCGAUGGGCGCCAUAUAUGAUUAUGGUUCCGAUGAGCAAAAGCAAAAAUAUUUGCCUGGCCUGGCGCAGGGCAAGUUGAUUGGCGCCUUUGGUCUAACGGAACCGAAUCAUGGCAGCGAUCCAGCUGGCAUGGAAACCAAUGCGAAAUAUGACAGCAAGACCAAGACCUAUAUACUGAAUGGCUCAAAGACUUGGAUAACUAGUGCACCGAUAGCCGAUGUCAUCAUCAUGUGGGCGAAAUGUGAGGAUGGCAAAUUGAGGGGUUUUAUUAUCGAUAGGAAAUUAUCAAGCAAGGGCCUGGACACCCCGAAAAUUGAAGGCAAAUUCUCAUUGCGUGCUUCGCCCACGGGCAUGAUAUUGAUGGAUGAUGUGCGUGUACCGGAGGACCUGUUGCUGCCCAAUGCUUUGGGCUUUAGCGGACCUUUCAAUUGUCUCAACAAUGCGCGCUAUGGCAUCGCCUGGGGUGCAUUGGGUGCUGCGGAGGCGUGUGUGGAGAUAGCUCGUCAAUAUACGUUGGAUCGCAAACAAUUCGGACGACCCUUAGCUGCCAAUCAGCUGAUCCAAAAGAAGCUGGCGGAUGCAACGACAGAAAUAGCACUUGGUCUGCACGCCUGUCUGCAUGUGGGCAGGCUUAAGGAUAGCAAACUUCAUACACCCGAGAUGAUUUCGCUGCUGAAGCGCAAUAAUGCGGGCAAAGCAUUGGACAUAGCACGCCAGAUGCGAGAUAUGUUGGGUGGAAAUGGCAUCAGCGAUGAGUAUCAUGUGAUCAGGCAUGUUAUGAAUCUGGAGUCAGUAAACACCUAUGAGGGCACACACGAUAUUCAUGCGCUGAUCUUGGGACGUGCAAUUACCGGCUUAGCCGCCUUCGCCAAUUAGACUUAAAGUUGCUUUUGAUACGAAACGAAAAAGCCAACUCUGGCAUUUAUAUAUGUUU
This is a messenger RNA of Drosophila hydei, 1430 nucleotides long. Its product is annotated as glutaryl-CoA dehydrogenase, mitochondrial. Bases 113 to 1372 code for a protein of 419 amino acids. The record is from RefSeq and is a predicted model, not a curated record. Gene Ontology annotation, biological process: fatty-acyl-CoA biosynthetic process; fatty acid beta-oxidation using acyl-CoA dehydrogenase. Gene Ontology annotation, cellular component: mitochondrial inner membrane. Gene Ontology annotation, molecular function: fatty-acyl-CoA binding; flavin adenine dinucleotide binding; glutaryl-CoA dehydrogenase activity. The transcript is spliced from 2 exons. Lineage: Eukaryota; Metazoa; Arthropoda; Insecta; Diptera; Drosophilidae.